Molecule: messenger RNA, 3964 nt
Organism: Pleuronectes platessa (European plaice)
Lineage: Eukaryota; Metazoa; Chordata; Actinopteri; Pleuronectiformes; Pleuronectidae
Product: glutamate-rich protein 1
Exons: 6
Coding region: 539-1516 (325 amino acids)
Source: RefSeq, a predicted model, not a curated record
GAAGAGAUGUGAAGUUAUGAAUGCUUUGGUACUUCUUAGCAAUGGUCAAUCCGUGUCAAAACUCGUUAUAUCCUACAAACUACAUUAAAUAGCGCUGAUUUGUAUCCCGAAUUGAAGAAUAGAUUAGUCUGAACCAGAAAAUAUACAAAACCGUGAUUUUAAAGAUAGCUAAUUUUCAAAAUUACAAAGUCCAAAUUACUUUGCCAUUAAUUCGAAUGGAAUUUGGCGCAGCCUUGAGGUUGUCCCCCUCACUUCCAGCCCUGUAUUGUAUGCGAGUAGUCGUUGGUGCAGAGCUGGACAAGUCCGAGCAUUGCUGUAGUUUAGUUUGUGUAGUUUAAGUGAAUUUAACAAGUUAUUUCCCAACACGAGUGGCACAGCUAUUACUUUCUGUGCGCGUGUGGGAGGUCCCCUCCUCUCAGGCACGUAACAAGAUCAUUUUGAAAGUUAGCAUGCUGGUUAGCCUGCUAGCAUGCUACCUGUAGCUGCCUAGCCACCUGCAACACUCGCGUUUGCUUCGUCUUCGCUUCCUGUCAGCGACAUGACACACAGGAAAGAAGUAUUUCGGUCAAAAGUCCUGCAGAAGCUUUUUCCUGUAGCUCCCAAAUUGGAGAAGGAACCCAGCCCGCCACGUCUCGUAGACGUUCUAGCUAAGAAAACCUUUGUGAAAAGAAAAACAACUCGAGAAGACACUGCUGCAGGUGAUGCAGGGCAGACGCAGAGUGCAGCCAAUCCCCAGGCUCGGGUGUACACUGUCCUUCCUCCUCCUGCAGACUACGAGACACAUCCAGAGAAAUCGGUCACACUCUCUCAACCAGAAAGUAUAAACGGUGCCAAGGACCCAGCUGAAGAGAGCGUCCAUGAGAGCAGUGAGGAACUAGACCAGGAUACGGAGCAAGAAGAGCACAAAAGAAGAAGGAAAAGGAAGAAAAGGAAAACAACUCCUCAACAAAGCUCUGGGCAAGAUGGUGCAGCUCCAGGUCAGAGUCAAACUGUGGCUGAGGGAGGAGAGCACAUCAGCAGGAACAAGAAGAGGAAGCUGAAGAAGAAACGGCACAAAGAGAAGCUGCUCUCCAUGGGUGUGACGCCCCGAGCUGCUGCCCUGGAGUUUACGUACCAAAAAGAUGAGGGAAUGGAGGAGGAAGAUCAUGACAUUGAGAGGAGAGCUGCUGAGGUGUCAGACUUCCUCAGGACAACAAUGGAAAUCUAUUUGUCAGACCGCAAAUUACAUGUAGACAACAAGAGUCUUCUCCUGUCCGGCACAGUGGACAACCUUCUGAGCCACAUGUCCAGCGGAUGUGAGCCAAACUCUGUCCUGAAGCAGCUCUAUAGUCUCAAGACUUCUGUUCAACACAAAGAGACGGCAACACUGGAAAAGGCGCUGCAGGAGCUACACAGCAGCUCGAGUAUGACUACAGACGAAUGCGCUGCCGUCGCUUCACUGUUCCAAUACUGGAUCACAGAUAUUCUUCCCAUGCGGGGCGACAAGACGCCGGGACUAUCUACCACACACCCAUGAGACUGUCAGUCACACUGAAACGGAGACGCCACUGAAGGAUUACUUCAAUCGCUACAUCUUGAAACUUUCUUCUCAUUUCUUGCUUUGCAAAAUGUCAAGCUUAAGACCCAAUAUAAAAUAUUUUUUACAAUAAAACAUUUCUGCCUGUUUUUCCCUUGUUUAAUCUGCUAUAAUGCCUUAUAUUGUAAAAGAACAUGAGGCCAGUUAAUCCUUAGCUUUGAGAUUCCUCCCAGAGUCAUAACAACCUUAUUGAUCCCCGUAGGGAAAUUGCUUUGUUAGCUCGUCCGCCCGCCACGAGAGAAGUUACUGUCAUCAGCCGAGCUGUUUCUGUCUUCUGUCUGUUUGUAAGAGUUGCUCUUCGUUAGAUUCAAAUUUAUAUUCAUCAAACAUUUAUUUGGUAUUAAGUUCAGACUCCAAUCCUCUAAUUGUCGGAGGAGUAAAUGUCAGCUCUGACGAAGGUGCUGUGUUGUUCGCAGAUGUUAUGACAUUUAAACCCAGCCAGUUAACCUAAUAGCACCUCAAUUAUCUGCAGUUCACACCCCACAGAUCAAUAUCUGACCUUGUUGCUGUUCCAUGUGCCUCUUCACAUUUGUUGUUCUACCUACAGUAUAUCGUCUCUAGAUUAAUUACCUCAGUGAAGUAACAGUGAUGAUUGUAAUGGUCAGUCAACAGACUGAAUGAUUAAUAACUCGUCCUGUUGCUUUAUUCCCACAACCCCCUUGUUGCUGUUAUCUAACUAUGCUCGACAUAGCAGCGCAGUAUGUUGUUGAUGGACCUUGGGAUCCAGUACCACCCAUGGAGUCUGUAAGCUUAACCUUCGGCAUCACUAUCCCUGUCUACAGCUCAGGUAAUCUAUUCUAAUACUUUCACCCAUACCUCAAUGCCAGGGGCUGGGUUCAGGAAGAGGCCAGAGAAUUAUCUCGGCUGGACAGUGGCAUUGUGACGACCUGUGUGGGAGCCGACGGCCACGUACCAGGUUCAGAGGAGCUGUUGUCUUUCAAGACCUGGGAUGCAAUGGCAGGAUACAGGGAACAGAGAAACACACAGGCUCAAAUAAUGUGUGACAAGGGCAUGAUCACAGCCGUCUGUGGCCUCCAUCCAUGGGUGGACGCACCAGGUGCUGGGUCUGAUGGAAGUUCAUGGGCUCAUUCUGCCCACGUUAGCCAGAGGAGACCAUCUGGGUACCGACCACAUUACCUCUCACGCUUAUGUAGCUUAAUGUAAAGUUCAUGGAUUGUUAUUUUCAUUUUCUCUGUCCUAGCUUUACUCGGCUGGCUCCCUGGGCAGCAGUAUCACUUUGUUUAUAAAUAUCUCAAUAAUGAUUCAACCACUUGCGAUGAAACAUUCCUGGUUCCCAGACAGGGCUUUAAAACCACAGCGUCUCCACAAAGUUCACAUUUUACGUUUUUAGGGAAAUGUCUCAAUAACUAGUGUAUACUAUGUGUAAGAUGGUUUUCAUUUAAGGCAGCUAUAGUUACUUUUAUUUAUUAAAAAAAUCAUUGUAUCAAAUGACGUGUAAUAUAAAAUGUUAAAGGGGAGAAUGAAUGAAUCUGCUGUUGCACUCUUAUAGCAAUAUCAGCUUUAAAGGAGAUGAGUUGGGUUGACGGAUCGUUUCCUUGUCUUAUUUUUGUUGACUCUAAAUUCACAAAAGUAAAUCAAUAAAUACACCUGCUAGAUGUUAAUGGCAUCACAUUAGCCUGUUGUAUACUUUCUGACGUCAUUAGUGAUCAGAGUAAUUUUAUCUCACUUUAAAUUGGCACUCUAAAACUAGUAUGGUUAUGUUUGACAAACCCACUCCACAUCACAAGUUUCAGUGGCAUCAUGUUAACUUUGCAGCGCUGUUGCUUUGGUUUGAGAUGAUCCACGGAUGCAUGAGUCAGGAGGCAGAGUGAGGUCCUGUUUCCGGAGAUGUUAAGAAAGUCGUUGUUGGCUAUUCUCACCAGAGAGAAUGGAAAGAAAGAAAGAAAAACGUUACCAGCUACCUGAUAAUAAGACCUCGCUCUGAGCUCAGGACCCUGAGACCAGGCAGGACAUUAAAGCUCUGAGAAAUGUGCUGACCUGGCAGGAGAUGUGCAGUAUGUGGCAGAUUCACAGAAUGUAGAAGGCUGUUCAAGGAGCUGCUCAAGUCAGAAACUGUUUGAGGCUGAAUCUACCUCAUAAUCAACUUUUUGUUCAUCAUAUUCCACGUUGCUGUGGUGUCUUACUAUUUCAAACAAGAUGGAAAUAGGCAUCAAAUGCGGAAAUGUUUGGAGCAGAAACCAAAAUGUUUUAAGAAUGGCACUCAGCAGAGCGCAUUCCUCCUCCUAAGACCCAAACAUCCCUUUAAAAUCAAGCUGCACCAAAAUGCCACCACUCAUCAAUAUCUGUGUGUUAAUUAAAAACAAAGUCCAAAAACUCAUAAAACACCUUAAUCUGUAAUGUUAAAGAAAGUUUUUGGGGGGGGGGGGG